AUGGCUCCAUCAAAACGAAAAGACCCCAAAGCAUUUCCUACGCGCCAACUGGCCGUUCUCGCGAUAUGUCGAUUCUCCGAGCCCAUCGCCUUCAAUUCUAUCUUGGCCUACACCUAUAAGAUGGUCAAGGAUCUCGGCAUGGAGGAAGACGCCGGUUUCUACGCAGGUCUUUUGAUCUCCGCCUACGCCGUCGCCGAGGCCAUCACCUCAAUGGGAUGGGGAACCCUGUCCGAUCGCAUUGGUCGCAAACCAGUCGUGCUAUUUGGUCUCGUCGGUGUCGCCAUCUCGAGUCUGAUUUUUGGUUUCGCAAAGACGUAUUGGGUUGCCCUACUUGCCCGUUUUGUUGGUGGCGCUCUCAACGGCAACGUUUCCGUCAUGCAGACCAUGGUGGCAGAAAUGGUCAAAAAUCCCGACCAUGAGCCCAAGGCCUACGCCGUCCAACCCUUCGUAUGGACACUGGGCGGCAUUAUUGGCUCUGCCAUGGGCGGUUUCCUCGCCCAACCCGCCGUCUACUACCCUUCGGUCUUCUCUGAGGAUGGCAUUUUCGGCCGGAAUCCCUACUUGCUUCCGAAUCUCGUGUCCAUGGCAGCAAUCUCCCUGGCCGUCUUGCAGGGUGCUUUCUUUUUGGAGGAGACUCUCGAAUUCGAGGAGGACGAUGACCUCCACAACGGUCGCAAUAGCGUCGCCGUGGACGAUGAUGACGCCGUCGAUGAGACCACGCCCCUGCGCCGCGCACCCAUCCGGACCUUCAACCCGCGACGUUCCAUUUCCACUAGCCAUUCGCGACCGCGCUUCGCUGAAUCGAGCUUGCCUUUGCCAUUCGAGCACGACUUUGACCUCAGGAGAUCGUCCUUUGGAACGGUACACUCAAUCAAGGUCAUCCCUGAAGACCUGCGCCAACACCUCCUGAACUCGCGUGCCCAGGCGACGGGGCAGAAGAAGGUCAAGACGUUCAACAAGACCGUCGUCAUGCUUAUCAUUGCCUUCAUCAUCUUCUCGUACCACCAGAUGGCCGCCGGUACUCUAUUGCCCACGUAUCUGCUCGACGACCCUUCCGACAAGAAGCAUCCGCGCGGACAACUCGAUUUCCGGGGCGGUCUGGGAUACUCCCUCCACGAUGUCGGUGUGUAUCUGGCCAUCAACGGUGUCCUUGGACUGCUCAUCCAGGGUCUUAUUUUCCCCAUCUUUGUAGAACGCGUCGGUGUUUGGGGCUCCUUCAUUUCCAUGAUUAUCGUAUACCCAACUGCGUAUUUGCUGCUGCCCUUCUUGUCCGCCCUACCUGAAAGCCUCACCGAGGCUGGGAUCUGGUUCUCCCUCAUCAUGCAGAGUUUCUACGGCAUCAUCAUUGGCCCCGUUACCCUGAUCCUGAUCAAGAACGCGACGCCCACUUCGCAAGCCCUCGGAAAGGUCAAUGGCGUAGCCAUGUCCGGUGCCUGUCUGGCGAGAACUGUCUCCCCGCCUCUCGUGGGAAUCAUUUACAGUUUCGCUGGUUCUGCUGCCGCCUGGUUUAGCUGUGCCCUCUUCGCCGUCAUCGGACUAAUCCAGGUCAUCUGGGUGCCCAAGAAGCACAUCGACGUGGACCACGUGGAGAUUGACAAUGCCAUUUCGAGACGUUUCUCGGUCACGUCCAUGAGGAGAGACAGCAUCGAAUCAACCCGUGGCCGCCGCCCGAAUGGUAUUGUUUAG
Molecule: messenger RNA, 1686 nt
Organism: Colletotrichum abscissum
Lineage: Eukaryota; Fungi; Ascomycota; Sordariomycetes; Glomerellales; Glomerellaceae
Product: major facilitator superfamily transporter
Exons: 3
Coding region: 1-1686 (561 amino acids)
Biological process (GO): transmembrane transport
Molecular function (GO): transmembrane transporter activity
Source: RefSeq, a predicted model, not a curated record